AGUUUAUACAAUAAUACGUUGUGUGUAUAUUCAUUGUCGGAUAAAGAGUAAGUGAAACAAUAACCACGUGAGACCACGAGGUAGAGCGCCAUCGUUUAAGGCGGGGCAGAAAACGGAAGCUCCAAAGUCAUAUGAUCGAUUUAUAAUUCCUUAUACUACUGUUCGCUAUUCCCUUCAUUCGCAAAGAUGGCUAGUCAGACGCAAGGUAUUCAACAACUUUUAGCAGCCGAAAAACGUGCUGCUGAAAAAGUUGCGGAAGCUAGAAAGCGUAAAGCUCGUAGAUUAAAGCAAGCUAAAGAAGAAGCUCAAGAUGAAAUUGAAAAAUAUAGACAGGAACGAGAAAAACAGUUUCGUCGAUUUGAAGCCAAGCAUAUGGGUUCAAAAGAAGAUGUAGCUGCACGUAUUGAAGCUGAUACCAGAGUGAAGAUUGAUGAAAUGAAUAAAGCCAUUUCUGUGCACAAAGAUACAGUAAUGCAUAAAAUCUUGGAGUUGGUGUACGACAUUAAGCCACAAUUGCACGUGAAUUAUCGCAUAGAAAUGUAAACUCUAAGAAAUGUAUUCAAUGAUUAUAAAUACUACAUUUUAUGCUAUACAUGUACAUUAAAUAUUCUUUGCUAUAUCAUAUCUUAAAACAUAUUUAUCACCGUUAAAUCUAUAUAUAUGUGUACUGUUUAGACAGUCAUAGACAGUAAUAUUUAAAUUCUUAGAGUCUUUUCUGCAAUCAUUACGCGACAAUAAAUGUAACUGUAACUAUGUUAUUACCAAGCUUCAACCACCAAUAUAAACAGUCACAGAAUUAGCACAAUAAUGAGAAUGGUAGAAGUUUAGAUACAGAAACGUUCUCUACCUGCCGUUUCAGGGCCUAGGGACGACAGAUAGAAAUUUAAACAUGGAUAUUUAUUAGUACAGUUUAAGGUGGUGGUAACAAAUUGUACAAUGUUAAUGUAUGUUGGUAGAUGUCAUUCCAUGAUCUAUAACAUCGAGGACAAAAUCAUAUUUGUGUCAUCUACAACCUCUCUAGGUUUACAAAUAAGCUCCCAAUCCAAUGUAAACCUUGCGACGAUGUAGAAAUAUAAUAUUCCUUAAAUAUUAUAUGCUUUGUUAAGUUUAAAAAAUAUAAAUAAGCUUACCUCGCGUGUAUACCCUGUCUCUGUAAGUUGGUUAAUUGUCUGUACAGUAUUAAUGUUCAAAAUAAUAAAAAAGAAAAAAAAACGAUAA
Molecule: messenger RNA, 1218 nt
Organism: Vespula vulgaris
Lineage: Eukaryota; Metazoa; Arthropoda; Insecta; Hymenoptera; Vespidae
Gene: Vha13
Product: V-type proton ATPase subunit G
Exons: 4
Coding region: 187-543 (118 amino acids)
Biological process (GO): proton transmembrane transport
Cellular component (GO): vacuolar proton-transporting V-type ATPase complex
Molecular function (GO): proton-transporting ATPase activity, rotational mechanism
Source: RefSeq, a predicted model, not a curated record